This is a messenger RNA of Parnassius apollo (apollo), 648 nucleotides long. NCBI's taxonomy places the organism in Eukaryota, Metazoa, Arthropoda, Insecta, Lepidoptera, Papilionidae. The record is from the annotation of a GenBank genome assembly.
AUGGAAAACAUUACAGUAGCCAAACAAGUGAAAAUUGGCUGGAGGAAGAUAAGUUUCAACAGUAUGUGUAAAGGUGGCACUCGCACUCUUCCCCAAAUAAAAUCCCAAUGGAGCAUCAUUAAAAUGACAAAAAAGAAAAUUAAGUCUGUCGAGCGAAAGAAUCUUCGCCAGACUGGUGGUGGUCCACAUCCAACUACGAACCCUAAAAAUGGAGACGACAUUUGUUCAUGGCUCCCUAACGAAUUUGUCAUUGACACCAAUGAAUUUGAUUCUGAUGAAAUAAAUCAGAUUGGGGAGCCAUCGCAAAAUGAAAUCAAAGUGGAUGGGAUAAAUAAACUUGUCAAUGUUGAAAGCAAGUCUUCAGAUAAUGCAGUAGAAAUACUUGAGGAGAUCCAAACUACACGAGAGGUUGUAUCUAUUGGCUCAGCACCAAAACCACUCUAUACACCAUCUAAGAAACCUGAAAGAAAGAAUAAAAAUGAGAAAAAGACCGCAGAUCAUGCAGAAAGUAUAGCCAAUACUGAAAUCGAGUGCAGGAAAGAGGUCCAUCAAGCCCAAAUGGCAAAUGAAGAAAGGAAAGCCCGAAACUUGGACCUCGAUGAGACAUUAAUUAAAUUAAAAAUUGAAUAUUAUAAAAAAAACUUCUAG